This is a messenger RNA of Dibothriocephalus latus, 1053 nucleotides long. Lineage: Eukaryota; Metazoa; Platyhelminthes; Cestoda; Diphyllobothriidea; Diphyllobothriidae. The record is from the annotation of a GenBank genome assembly.
UGUGCCGGCACCACAGCAUUUAUCGACUUUUGCGGUACUUCUAAAGGCGUUCUUGUACUAAUGCCUUCAAAUGGCGAGUCAGAUCCUGCCGAAUCAAAGAAGAAAAUAGCAUGCGCUUCAAUUUUUGGCUGCCAAAAGGGCAUAAUCUUCUCCAUCGACACUUUGCGAAGGUCUGUCCAAAACCAAGAGGAUAAUCAGGGUCUCUUAGUUGCUACAGCUGCCGAAGAUCGUUCGGUGGUCAUUUGGGAGAACAAAAAAGUCGCCGCUUGUGAAUUGUCCCCUGACAAUUACAAGGCUUGGUGUCCUCUGUGGAUGCUGGCGGCCACCGAUCCAGCUAAUGACCAAGUUUUGUUCGCCGCUCGAGUUUGGUGCGUUCGGCUGUGUAAUUGGGGUCUGGUUACCUCUGGCGAGGACUGUGCGAUUUCACUCUUUUCGUGGCCCCGCGAGCGUCUUAAGGCCUUUGCUAAGCCACUGGUUCUCCGGGACAUUCAUCGUGGAAGGAAUAUUUGGAGUCUCGCCGUACUCUUUAAAUCCGAAACUGACGAACUACUGCUAGCGAGUGGCGGUGGCGAUGGUGCGGUCGCGUUGACAAACCUUCGCGUCAGUUGUCUAGAUUCUGCUGAUAUCAACACAGAGAGUGAAACAGAAGGACAAAUUACCAAGCUCAUCUCUGUCGGUAGGAUCAAAGGUUUACCUUCCUCUGCGUCCGCUAAUCCUAGACCAGAAACAAUUAUUGCCGAACCGGAACCGUCCUUUGAACAGCAGAGCUUCGUUGGGCAAGAUCCUACUACAAGAAGCAUCUCCAAACCGCUACAGUUUUUAAACAAACCCCGCACUGUCUUUAUUGGCUCAAAAGGACGAAUCUAUUGCAUUUUGGAAUCUGGGCUGGACAGUAUCAUGGACUGCGAUCAUCCUGAUUAUACCACUCUUUUGAUUGCCACAUGCAUAGGGAUGGACUGCAGCAUCCUUGUCGAUCUGGAUGCCCGUGAGGAUGAAACUGAAUGGUGUCUCAGCAUCGUCCUUUUGCUGAACCAUUUAUCAUUACAUGCUUGA